AUGUGGUCGAUAUUUUUCAUCUUCUUAUCUUCGUGGUUAUUUCGAUGUGUUAAUCCUGAAGUACCACAAGUUAUUGAUUAUUUAAAUGGUUUUCAUCUUGACUGUUAUGAGUGUCAUUCAAAUCGUCCCGGUUGUGGAAAAAAAUUGGAUUGGUUAUUAAUGAGAUGGAAAAGAUGUGAUAUGCCUGGUGGAGCUAAAUGUGUGAAAAUUAUUGAAAGAACACCGGAUGGUGAAACAAAUUAUAUUCGUGGUUGUGUGAGAGAAAUUGAAGCUACUCGUCCAGAAAUGCCUACUGUUCGUGAAAAUGGUUGUUGGACAGCUACCGAUAAUUAUGUUGGUCUUGGCUAUAAUAUAUAUAUACCCACAACUGAAACGAUUUAUUGUUUUUGUAACGAAAGAGACGGAUGUAAUAAAAGUUCACGAACAUUUUUUGUAUGUAAUUCUUUCUUUUAUUAUCUUAUAGGACUAAUUGUAACUAAAUUCUCAUCUUUGUUGUUCUAAUAAUGAAUGAUAUCUUUCAACUUAAUAUUUUCUUUUUUCUAUGCCUUGUGUUGGUAAGAGUUAAUAUUCUCUUGACUUCUGUCGUAUAUGUACAUUCCACAAUAAACGACGACUAGUUUUUUUUUUGUAAAAACAAUUUUCUCUUCUUUUUACCGUUUUUAUUAUCAUUUUGAAUAUUUUUUGGCUUCAGGUAGAUAUUUUAUAAUGUUGAAUUCUGAUACAUUCCGUUUUGUUGUAUUUUUCUUGCCGUUUUAUGUAUAUAAACAUAUAUUAGAGUUUUACUUUUAUUUAAAAUGUGCAAAAUAACGUUUUCUAUAUCAAUUUAGUUUCUUAUUGCAAAUCUUGUUUUGAAUUUGUACAUAGAUUAUUCAUAAUAAAGAUAUAGCUAAAAUAUUGAAGAGAAGCUUGGGGGGGGGGGGGGGGGCCGUUGGGGGGGUUUGAAUUAAUUUUUUGUGAAAAGGG
Didymodactylos carnosus is the source of this 963-nucleotide messenger RNA. The record is from the annotation of a GenBank genome assembly. Lineage: Eukaryota; Metazoa; Rotifera; Eurotatoria; Philodinida; Philodinidae.